Sycon ciliatum is the source of this 2709-nucleotide messenger RNA. RefSeq lists its product as uncharacterized. Bases 210 to 1811 code for a protein of 533 amino acids. The transcript has a single exon. Gene Ontology annotation, biological process: protein modification by small protein removal. Gene Ontology annotation, molecular function: peptidase activity. Lineage: Eukaryota; Metazoa; Porifera; Calcarea; Leucosolenida; Sycettidae. The record is from RefSeq and is a predicted model, not a curated record.
GAUAUACAUUUCUUUGUUUUGAAUGAGCCAUUCUCAGUUCUUUCUAGAUGUUUCUCCCAUUGCAUUGGCAUUGGUGACUCAGCUGCGCUGAGAUACUAGAUAGUCCAACUCCAGAUGUUACAAACCUCGUUCUUUUUGAGUCACUUUACUCUCGUCGCUGUUCUUUUAGCUCUGUUUCGUGGCUUUAUUGGCUUUGUGCUGACUGAGAAAUGGCGGAAGGAAAUGACGUGAAACUGUACGUGUAUGACCUAUCGCAAGGACUAGCGUCUCAGCUAUCAUUGCCACUGCUAGGCAAGAAGAUCGAUGGCAUCUGGCACACUGGAGUUGUUGUAUACGGGACGGAGUACUUUUUCGGUAGUAUGGGCGUGUGUGACUGCCCACCGGGUGGCACCAUCAUGGGUCAACCACAUCAGAUUUUGAACCUUGGCUCAACAUAUAUCCCCAAAGAACUGUUCCAGGAAUUCCUUGUCGAGGUCGGCAGCAGUACAUUCCAAGGCAUCAAGUACCACCUACUAGAACACAACUGUAAUAACUUCUCAAAUGAAGUUUGCCAGUUCUUAGUCGGCAGAACUAUACCAGCUCACAUCACAGGCCUGCCGGCUGAAGUUCUCGCGACGCCGUUUGGAGCAGUCAUUCGACCCUUUCUUGAGAGUAUGUCCGUCCAACCCUCUGCUGGAGCUGGUCUUGAGCAGAGCGCUGGUGCUGCAGAGCCGUAUGUUGCACCAACAUCAAGUGGGAGCAGCGCACCUGCGUCGCGCCCGCAAGCCACUUCAUCCGAAUCAAGUUCGCCGGAUGCUACAUCGAGAACGAGGCAUUCUGCCGCUUCAUCUCGGGCGUUGAGUGCUGUAACAGGAGGGAAGCAUGAAAUGUACUCCUGGACGGCACCUCUUGUUCUGUUUGAAUCUGAACAGUAUCAGCCACCAUCGUCUCGACAGAACAAUGGUCAAUUCAAUUCUGCUCGUCAGGCAGCAGACUUUUGUCCUCGAUUUGUCAUGCCACCCAGUUUGGAGGACUCCUUGUUCUUGGGCACUAUGUCAGACCAUCUAUCUGGUAAUUCACCACCUGAAGCUCUGGACUGUGUUCGUUCCUUGCAGGAGAUGAUGAACGGUUACGUAAGAGAGUGGCUUCGAAAAGCAAGAGUUUAUGGCCUUGAUGUUAAGGAUGAUGAACUGCCACAUAGGCUGUUGAGCUCGAUCCCAUCCAGUGAUGCUGGAUGUUUGGAUUCGGUAGCACUUCUCUCGUUCUCCCUGACUACAGCGAUGGGCGAGCUUGACCAGCAGCAUGGCAAGUUGGCACAGCUCGUGUUGCAGUUCCUAAGCUCCACAUGGCCGAAGUGGAAAUCAACCGAGUUCAGGGACAUGCGCGUGUCGGUGCUGUAUCUUCUGGCAUGGCUGUCGACUCACAGCCUGUGGCUGGGUCACAUGCUGAUGGAGACAGAAUGGGAGUCCAGCACAGGGAAGAAGGUCAGUAAUGCUCAGCUGGUGCUAUCCAUACUUGUGGAUGGCUUGCUGGAUGAGCACCCAACUGCCCAACAGCUUGCAUUGCGCUGUAUCAACAAUGUGUGCCUGCGCAUCACAAGUGAGUCAGCUGCGCUGGAGUAUGGCGCUGCUCUGCUCGAGUUCCUGCUGGAGCCUCGCCGAGACCUCAGCGAGGUCGCGUUCUUGGCCAUGCUGCGGUGUCUAGCUGUCAACGAGGAGGAGCUGAGUGCUAUCAUGUCAAUGACUCGCAUCCCGGAGGAGACGUAUGCGAUUAUUACGAGUCCUGAACUUAAGGAAGUUGUGAGAUAUGUGCGAGACCUUUUUGCAGAGUAAUAACUGGAUCAUCUGGUAUACUCUGCAACGUAGUAAGUUCAGAAUUGAUCAUCAAUUAGCCUAGUACAGUAUUGUCCGAACAGUGCUGACUGACUGUGGGAUUGUGCUGGCCAAGUGCCACCUCUAGACUGGGCUUUCUUUGGCUUGCUGUAUAGUGUGUGUGUGUGUGUGUGUGUGUGUGUGUGUGUGUGUGUGUGUGUGUGUGUGUGUGUGUGUGUGCGUGCGUGCAUGCAUGCACGUGUGUGCGUGUGUGUGUCUGUGUGUGUAUGUGUUUGUAUGCAUGAUGUCUCUAGUGUAGUGUACCGUGUUGUAUAUGCAGCUGGUAUGCCUUAUGAUCAACACCGAUGAACACUGUGUAGCCAUAUUGCAUGUUCCCUUUUAGUGCUUUCACCCAAGAUUGCUUCUUCCAAGCUGGUUGUGUUUCUCAACACAAAUAUAGCCGGUGAAAAUGCGGAUGUGCGAACUUUACUUUAUUCGAAAAUGCUGUGUAGUUUGUCACCCAGACUCCUUGGCAUGAUUAUUAAAAAAAAUUUCAAUAAAUACUUGAGUUUCAUAGGUUUCACAUUAAUUUUGAAAGUUUCAUGAAAUUUAUACAUGUAUGCACACUCUGUGUUCAAGUAAAAGUAGUGUGUUUUGGUCUUUUGGAUACUCCAUUUUGUUGUUCUUUGCAAAAAAAUUCUCAUGCUGCUGUGUAUUGAAUACUAAAUUAACAUAUGAGCACAAGAAGUUUUUUAGUAAAUUAACAUACAUCUAUAUCAGCACUUCAACGUGCAUUGUCACUGCAAGAAAAUUUCCACACCUAACAAUUUUAGUGCCCUCCAAGAAACUGCAUGUAUGUGCUACUAUUUUCAUUACUGGGCCAGCCUGGGGCAUAGUUCCAAGUCAUCACUAGUCUAAA